Messenger RNA from Portunus trituberculatus (swimming crab), 1134 nucleotides. RefSeq names its product glycine-rich cell wall structural protein-like. Lineage: Eukaryota; Metazoa; Arthropoda; Malacostraca; Decapoda; Portunidae. The transcript has 3 exons. Bases 146 to 979 code for a protein of 277 amino acids. The record is from RefSeq and is a predicted model, not a curated record.
AGGCAUAAGUUUACAUCGCCAGUAGAAGAGAGAAACGCCUCCUCCGGCAGCAUGACGUCAGCUGGGUAGGCGGAGAGGAGACACAAGGGGAAGGCCUGAGCUAUAUAAUAGCGUCGGUGAUGGUGGACUGACAUCGCACUUCACCAUGAAGCUCCUGAUUAUCUUGGCCUCAGUGAUCGGGGCGGUCGUCUGCGAGACCCAGCAGGGCUACGGCAGCGGGGCGCCCUCUGGUGGCAGCUUCUCCCACGGCGGAGGAGGUUUUGGCGGCGGCGGAGGAGGAGGAGGAUACGGCAGUGGAGGAGGAGGAGGAGGAGGAGGCUAUGGCGGUGGUAAUGGAGGAGGAUCUUGUGGCGCCGGCCAAGUGCGUCACGUUGACGGCAGCUGCGUCACGCCCCAGGUCACUCGCAACCUUUAUGUGUACCGUGCCCCUGCCGUGGCUCCCAUCACGGGACCACGCCCACAAGUGCCCGCACCACGCUUGGAGCACAACAUUGUGUUCAUCCACACUCCCGAGGAUCUUGGUGGCCAGGAGCCCGUCGUGGUGCCGCCCCCGCAACAGAAGAACGUGGUGUACCUGCUGAGCAAGCGGCCUGAGCAGGACCAGCAGGUGAUCCAUGUGCCGGCGCCCGAGCAGGAGGCGCCAGAGAUCUUCUUCGUCAACUACGCCGAUGGAGAGAACCCGUCCCUGCCCACCGGCGGCGAUCUGCAGUCCGCCCUCAGCAAGGCUUUGCAGGGCAGCGCUGGAGGUGUCAUCGGCGGCGGCGGCGGCGGUGGCAUCGGCGGUGGCAUUGGUGGCGGCAUCGGAGGUGGCAUCGGUGGCGGCAUCGGAGGUGGCAUCGGUGGCGGCAUCGGUGGCGGCAUCGGUGGUGGUUACGGCAGCGGCGGUGGCAGCGGCAGUGGCUUCGGAGGUGGUAGCAGUGGCAGCGGCGAAUACAGCGCCCCGGCACCUUCUCCCUCCACUGCUUACUCCCAGCCAUAAGCUGCCGCUGCAGUCAGCCUGGCGGCGUCGCUUGAGGCGGCACUCUUCUUCAUCUGUCUUUCGCGGUUCCUAACUUAUUGGUUCUUGUUUUGUGUCGUGUUGGUUGAGGCUGCGGCCUGACGCGAUGACAGAGAAAUAAAUGUGACAAACGUAUA